AUGUUUAGAAACUGCGACAUUCCGAAAACUUUAAAAACCGCUAAAAAACCCAGUUACAUACACAAAGUUGGCGAACAACCUUUAAAAUAUAUCACGAUUGGACAACUUUUGGAAGAAACGGCCAACAAGUUCGGCGAACGGAAAGCCAUAAUUUCGCUACACCAGAAUGAAUCUCUGACAUUCUCAGAGCUUUUACAGAGAGCCGACAAACUGGCUGCAGCUUUGAAAAUCUUAAAUUUGGAGAAAAGUGACCGAUUGGGAAUCUGGGCUCCGAAUUUAUCGGAAUGGUAUAUAACCAUGAUGGCAUGUGCGAGAGCUGGUUUGAUUGGGGUAUAUUUGAACCCGCUUUUUGAAGCUCCGGAGAUAGAGUACAGUAUUAAUAAAACUCAAAUAAAAGUAGUGGUGUGUGGUGAUAAAUUUAAGCAUCUCGAUUAUUACGAGAGUUUGUUAGCUAUAACUCCAGAACUGGAAAACUGCGAACCUGGAAAACUCAAAAGUAAAAAAAUGCCAUCCCUUAAAACAGUCAUUCGCAUUAGCGAAGAUGUUAAACGAGGUACUUACAAUUUUCGUCAAAUUUUGGACCUGGCAACUAGUAGCGAAAUUGCUAAUAUACAAAAAUUGCAACACAGUAUCAGUCCAGAUGACGCCUGCAGCCUCCAUUUCACUUCAGGAACCACAGGAAAACCAAAAGCGGCUUUAACCACCCAUUUCAAAAUGGUAAACAACGGAUUCUUGGCUGGAAAAAGAAUGGAAUUUUCUCGCAAACAUCACACAGUUUGUCCGCAAGUACCAUUUUUUCAUGUUUUUGGCACCAUCGUUGUUAUCAUGACGUCACUGUAUUACGCUAGUACUAUAGUUUUACCAACAGACGGUUAUCAACCCGAUAAAACUUUGGAUGCAAUGAAAAAGGAGAAGUGCACGGUCAUUUAUGGAACUCCUACGAUGUACAUCGACCUCGUUGAACGUCAAAAAAGACGUAAAGAACCUGUAUCUGCAGACAUAGCUUUCUUAGGUGCUGCCCCAAGCUCACCAUAUCUACGAGAACAGAUUUUAGAAACCUUAAAUAUUUCGAAGCUUUAUUCGUCUUAUGGGCUAACAGAAUGUAGUGGAUUAGUGUACCAAACGAUACCAACAGACUCUCAAGGAAAGUCUCCAAUAAUUGUAGACUAUGUACAAGAACAUAUUGAGGUUAAAGUAAUAAAUGAAAAUGGUGAUUUGGUACCUUUUGGUACUCCUGGUGAACUGUGCGUACGAGGUUACAGCAACAUGUUAGGGUAUUGGGAAGACGAAGAAAAAACAAACGAAAUUUUAGGAAAAGACGGCUGGCUGAGAACUAGAGACCAGUUCAUUCUUCAAGAAGAUGGAAGUUUAGAAGUGGUCGGGAGACUAAAAGAUAUGAUUUUACGAGGUGGAGAAAAUAUUUUUCCAAAAGAAAUCGAAGAAGUUCUGAUUUCACAUCCUAAUAUUUUGGAAGUACAGGUAGUCGGUACACCACAUAAAAGACUGGGAGAAGAAGUCUGUGCGUGUGUGAGAUUUAAACCACAAUCCAAUUUAACCCUUGAAGACCUGGUAACUUUUUGUAAAGGAAAGUUGGCAUUUUUCAAAAUUCCCACGAGGAUGGAAAUUUUCUAUAAUUUUCCUCGAACAACUUCAGGGAAAAUUCAGAAAUUUAAGCUUAUAGAAAUACUGUCUGAAAGAAAAAUUUGA
Messenger RNA from Zophobas morio, 1707 nucleotides. RefSeq names its product medium-chain acyl-CoA ligase ACSF2, mitochondrial-like. The coding region runs from base 1 to 1707 and encodes 568 amino acids. The record is from RefSeq and is a predicted model, not a curated record. Gene Ontology annotation, biological process: fatty acid metabolic process. The transcript has 9 exons. Gene Ontology annotation, molecular function: medium-chain fatty acid-CoA ligase activity. Lineage: Eukaryota; Metazoa; Arthropoda; Insecta; Coleoptera; Tenebrionidae.